AUGUUGAUUGCUGACGAUUGCAAAAAAAGAUGGAGGAAUAUAAAGGAUACCUAUUUUAGAAAUAUAAAGAAACGCAAAUUGGGCACUUUUUCAGCUUCUUCCCAAAAGCCAACAAAGUGGACCCUGUUUGAUCGGCUUUCCUUUCUUGAUUCAGUUAAACAUGAACGGGCAUCUAAAAGUAAUUUCGCCGAUGAAGAAGAGGAAACUCCACUUGAGAGCCCAAAUGAGAUGGACUGUGAGAUUGGGCCAACUGAUGAAUCCACCUUGAACAAUUCAGAUUUAUUUGAACGAUAUUUAAGCCCAUCCACCUCCCGAACACCAGGCACAAAAUUUAAUAAAAUACUGGAUAGGGACCAGGAAAGUUCCACAUCUGAAAGUCGGAGUUCCACGCCGUUACAACGAAAUUUAAACAAAUACCAGCUUAGGGUAUCAAAGAAUUCAUUAAUAGCUCAAUUUGAAGAAAGAUCUCAGAAGCGCAUGGAGCUCCUGAAGGCCAUGCACAAAAAAAAAGAUAAAACAGAGCCUGAAGAUGAAGUUGAUUUGUUUAUGAGAAGUAUUAGUAUGACAGUUAAAAAAUUUCCACCUGCUCUAUUAAAUGAAGUGAUAAAGAGCUAG
Brassicogethes aeneus is the source of this 615-nucleotide messenger RNA. Lineage: Eukaryota; Metazoa; Arthropoda; Insecta; Coleoptera; Nitidulidae. The record is from the annotation of a GenBank genome assembly.